Numida meleagris (helmeted guineafowl) is the source of this 7275-nucleotide messenger RNA. Its product is annotated as tripartite motif-containing protein 59-like. Lineage: Eukaryota; Metazoa; Chordata; Aves; Galliformes; Numididae. The record is from RefSeq and is a predicted model, not a curated record. Gene Ontology annotation, molecular function: zinc ion binding. The coding region runs from base 131 to 3358 and encodes 1075 amino acids. The transcript is spliced from 8 exons.
GGGAAAACAUAUCCCUCAACCGCAACUUUCUUAUUCAAGCGCUGUUUCCCACAGACCGAACACCUCGCUACCGCAGCCAGGGCCAAAAUUUCGUCGAGCCGAGCCCUCACACCAUGGCGGCGGGGGCGCUAUGGCCCGGCAGCCGUCCCGGGGUAAGGCCUCUCGCGAGCGGCCCAAGCCCCGCUCUGAUUGGAAGACGGGCCUGCCGAUCUCCUGCCUCCCCCAAUCGCCACCAGGCCUCUCCGUGCCCCGCCUCCCCCUGCCCGGUUCCACUUCCUGGGAAGUUGGCGGUUGGAGUUCGGGGGUUGCCGUUUCCCCCGGCCGGAUGGCGGCGGGGCCCGCGGAGCAGGGCUGGAGGCAGCGGGGAGAGCCGGGCCCCGCGGAGAUGGAGCCGCGGCCCCGGUCGCUCGUCUGCUCGUCGCAGAUGGAGGCCAGCCUGACGUGCGCCGUGUGCCUGUCUCUCUUCGAGGAGCCGGUGACGCUGCCGCUCUGCUCGCACAACUUUUGCCGGGGCUGCGUGCUGGAGUGCCUGGCCUCGGCCGAGGCCGCCCGCCUGCAGCAGCAGCAGCGGGGCCAGGGGCAGGCCCGCGGCGCGCGAGGCGGGGCGGGGCCGGGAGCGGACGGCGGCGAUGCGGCGGGGGCCCGGGUGUCGUGCCCGCUGUGCAGGAAGCUCUGCCCGCUGCCCCGCGGCGGCGCGGCCGCGCUGCCCGUCAACACCACGCUGGCCGAGGUGGUCAGGCUGUACCGCUCGAACGCGGCCAGGGCCGGGAGCAGUUGCCAGAAGCACCCGGGUCGGCUGCUGCAGCUCUACUGCCGGAUGUGCCGCCAGGCGGGGUGCGGGCAGUGCGUGUCUGAGGAGCACCAGGGCGUUUUCCACUCCAUCAACCUCAUCGACACCGUGUACCAGGAGGAGCAGUUGAACUUCUUCAGUAGUCUAAGAGAAAUGAGAAUAAUAAAUGAGAAGCUGAUGAAUGAAAUCUCAAGCCCUCCAAAUGAUACUGACAUGGUGCUGAAUAAUGAAGCAGAGAUCAUUGCACUGGCAUUUGGAGAAAUUUUCAAAACUCUGGAAAUGAAGAAACAGCAGUUAACAGAAGAUCUUGAAAAUCAAAGACGUAAAAAAGAGAAGGAGUUUCAGAUUUGGAAGAAAAUGAAAGAAACUCACAAGAAAACCAUUGAGAAUCUUUUGAACGAUUGUGAAAAGCUAGUUCAUGAAUGUGAUCCUCAGCAUUUCCUGGAGGUGGCCUGUGGCUUGAAUACAAGGAUGAAAACUCAACUUGACCUGAUGAAUAUAGCAUCUAGUUAUAAAAAACCACCAGAGUACACUCAGAAGAAAAUGGAUAUCAAACCUGUGGUUAACGAAAUCUUGGCUUUGAAGUUAAUGCCAGUUAAUGUGGACAUAAAUAAAGACCUACUUUCUGGAGGAAGUGAGAACUCAACAGAAAAUAUUAUAAAACAGUGGCAGGACCAGAAGAAUAUACCCAACACAUUUCUUCCAGUAGCAGGACAGGAGGAUGCACUGACAGACAGUGGUAGAAUCUGUACUCGCUUAAUGUCAAUAUCAGAAAUGCCAGUGUUUCAAAACAUGAGUCAUGAGGAGCUACGUUACAAAUACUACAUGGAACAUCAGAAACAUAAUAGGUUCAAGAUACAAACUUUACCUGCAAGUAAAAAGUAUGAAUUUGUGGCUGCUGAGGCUUUGAAGAGUAAGUCCUCAGGAAUUCCUCUUGUAUCUUCAACUACCAAAGCAAAUAAUGUGGAUAGAGUAAAAGUGAAAACCCUGUCAAGAGAAGGUGGUAUUGAUAAGACAAGCAUUCCUGGAACUAGUAAUCACUGCAUCCCAUCCACCAGUACUAAAUUGUCUGAAACAAAUGGUGACUUAAGCUUAGUUCAUGAGAGAAGUUCAGAGGAAGCAACCACUCCAGCCUUACCAGAAAACUCUAAAGACCAAGAAAUUAAGGAAAAUUUGCCAAUGCAGUCAUCAGCAGUUACAGUAUCCAACGAAAUGGACACAAAUUCUAGCAUUUCAUUGGGCUUAAGGCCAGCAGCAUCAGUAGCUGUUACUGUUUCAAAUUCAGCUAUUUCAGAUUGUUCUGCUGUUGGUGCAUGUAGCAACUCAUUACAUAGAUUUAUUAAAGAUGCAGCUACAUGUUCCUUCAAAGACAGUAAAUAUGCUUUCCCUAAAUUUUAUCUAGGAAAAUGUGAUUGUGAAGGUAAAACAGAUAACCGGUAUGAAAGCAAAUUUAGAAAAUGUAGUUCUGUAGCCAAAACCAGAGUUUCUGAUGCUUCAACCACUUGUAAUGUAGAAUCAGCAGGAAGUCAGAAACCAGUUUAUUCUUUUUCCCAUGGCAGUUCAGAAAGAGAAUGUUUUGCAGCAUCGGAAGUCAGCGAUUCAUUUAAGACUUUGUCAUUAUAUUCAUCUUUUAACCGAUCUGAGAAGCCAUCUGACCUAAAUAUACUAUCUCACAUGGGAGAAAACACAUCUUCUCUAAAGAAAACUGUAGGUGGUACACUGAAACCGUCUGUCUCAUGGGAACAGAACGCUAAUGCCUCAGAGUCCAUCACAACUGUACCUUAUGGUACUUCAGAAACCACCACUGCAGCUGGAGUGAAUGUUAUCUCUGAGUCCUCCCUUACCCCCAGCAGUUAUGUAUUUUCCUUCAAAAAUAACGGUUUUCAGUUACUUCCAAAUGAAAUUACUGAUGAAGAUAUUGUCAAAAAAACCUCUGAUUCACUGACUUCCUCCUCUGUGCUUUUGUCUAGAAAUGGUACUGACAAAACCGAAAAAGAAAAAAUGAAGUCUCUUGACAAAACACCUCUAAAUCUAGGAAAUUCUGCGUAUCCAGUUUGUGCAGAGCCUGCUUCUAGACUGAGUCAUCGAAAAUGUGAAGGCUCUUCUCUUUGUAUGAACUCAUCUAAGAACACUGCAAGUGCAGACAUACUUGCUAAUAUUAAUUCUUCUUGUACUCAGCCUUUAUGUUCAUCGGUCCUUCCUGUUAACAAUGAGAAUGCAUCUUCUACUCAACUUACUAUUACUUCAACAAAACAAGAAAUAAAGGCAAAACAUCAAGAAAAUAAAACUACUGCUGAAAUCAACUGUUCCUGUCCCAGGAGGAAAGAAGAAGGAUUUGAGUCUGUGCUGUUUCAGAAUGCAGCUUGUUCUGCCCCUGAAGCAUGCAAUGAUUUGCCUUCCGUAAGUUCUGUACUUGCAGUAAACGAGGCCAGAGGAAUGUCAAGUGACAGCGAUUCUGACACCGAAGAGCUAAGUCAAACAUCAGUGUCUACUGAUACCAGCAGUGCGUCAGAAUGUUUUUCUGUUGCAGAAGACAAAGUAUCUGCUAGAAGAAAAUUGGAGACGUGAAGAGAGUGAAAUGGAACAUAACUACACUUAGAAUAAAAUAAACGCUGCAUAACAUAUUAAACAGUGGGAAUACCUGUCAUUUUACAGCUGUUGUUCUUUAUGAUAAUCUUGCCAAUUAAGGUAUGUGUUAGAAACAUAGCUGCUUAUCAGCAAGUACAACGUACUAAAGUAAUUUUUUUCUAAAAACCCAAACUGAAAAACAGUGAUAGAUGUCAUGUCUUCUUAAAUACUUAAGAAUGACCACAUGUGCUGUAUCUUUCAGAAUACAGACUUCCGAGGAAGCGCCAUUUGAGUAUGUGUGAGGAGUAGGGAGACUGCGGUGUCUCUGAAAGUAGGCUCAGUGAAGACUCAGUAGCGGGAAGCAGUAUAUCUUAGUACAGUAGCACUUGCACUAGGGUUAUGUUGAUAGGAGAGUACGGACAAUAUCAUUCUGUUGAGCAUGGAAGCGCCACGGGGAAAUAAAGGUUGUUGAAGACGUUACUGAAAGUCUUCUUUGAUCUUCCUUUGACUAUUCUUUUUCUAUGCUGUAUUUAAUGGAUAUAGAAGGUACAACUCCUAGUUUAAUUUCAAUAAUUUUAUCCAUUUGAAAUUGAAAUAAUGCAACAUUGUUCUUGGUAUGCAUGGAAGUAUAUCAGCCACACUUCUGAAAUACUACAUAAUUUUCAGUUCCCUUUGGCAGCAAUUUGGAAAUUAGUAGAUACAUACUAACUUGCUGUUUUGAUGAGAUUAUUAUGAGAGUACAGCUCUUAAAACAAAAUCUCUGUCCAACUUUGUGCAGCAUCAGGAAAAAAGAAAAUUGCACUUCUAACUGUAAGUAUUAAUUAUCCAUAACUCGUUGAUUUUUUUAUUUUGUGAAGCAUGAUACAUAGAGUAAAAAAUCUGUCAUUUCUAGUUUACCUGUUCUCUAAGAGAUUUGUAUGCUUUAGCUAUUGGAAGAUAGAGAUGGUAGUGCGUUAGGUUAAAGGUCCUUCAUUUAGCAUGCACUUUCCAGCAAGAACUGGUGCCAGAUAUUCCACAAAUCCCGCAUUUUGUGGAUAUGUCAACUGGCAAGUAUUAGAUCAUAAAUUCUGAAGCAGAGUAUUUAAUAUCCAUGUGAAAUUUCUCAGUGGCAGCUAGAUAGUUGUGCUGGGUUUUUUGUUUGUUUUCUUCCAAAGAUUUUGAUGUGCAGAAUCAGACUCUGUAACUACAGAGUAGUUAUAAAGGAUGUAUGUUUAUUCAGUGCUGCACACCUACGCUGGGUGUAGGGGGGUUGAUCCCCUCAUACCCUGCUCACCAGAUGACAAGAAAGGCAGAUACUUAAAGAAUAAGCAGCUUACAUAUGCAUUAGAUUUCCAAGCAAAGUUUGGGUUAUUACAAUAAGUUCCCCGCCCCGAGUCUCAGUUCUUUUACGCAUGCGUGGUAUCUCGGUGGUUGCCCUGGUGGUUGUUUCUGAUGAAGGCCGCAGUGUCCCUUGCUGCGUGCUCCUGACCUGAGUCGAGUUGGAAGGUGCUGACUUUCUCUAGCCAGCCGUCUUAUUGGCUACAACUCUGUUCACCAGUCCUCUGCUUCUUUGUUAAUUCUUGUGGCAUACUGUUCUAACCGAUUGCCUUGCAUUCCAGAGAUAGGGUAGUUAUCAGUUUUACUUGGAGAAAUAGGAGACCUGCUGUCUGUAAAAUAGCUAAGUCUAUAGAAAAGCAUCUGUAAUCAGCAGCGAAAAGCUGACUUAGCAAGGCUGGGUCUGUAGCUGCCAAUUCAGCACCUCAUGUAGGUAUAUAACUUUUAACCUAGCUUUUUCCCCAUUUCAAUUUCCAAGUUCACAUUGUAACUUCAAAGGGAAAUAUCACUUAAAUUUAAAUCUGUGAAGCUUAUCCAUAUACUUAUUUUGACAGAAUACUUAUACUUAGAAUUAAAGUAAUGUUUUCUAAACUAGUUUUAUUUGUUCUAAAUUUUUGGCCUUAGUUUCAUGGUGCUAGUGAAUUCCUCUAUUAAAUGUGCUGAAAAGUAGUUUUUAGAACUUUCAGAACUUGCUUAUCUUCCCUUGGUGUCUGUGUUAUAGCAAGGAAGAUGGCAAAAAUUCUUUAUUGUUAGUGUUAUAAUUUUUUACAUUCACCCCUUAAGUCUUUUUUCUGUUUUUCCAGUUUCCUCCUGAGAAUUGGUCUACUUCUAUCUCAAAACAUUGUUAUGUUUUUUCAGAAUGCGGAGGAGAGAAGUGUUUAAAAAAGUAUCAGUUUAAAUUCCUGUAAGGUAAAGCCAUUAUAUGGUGAUAAUCGCAGUUGUGAAUGGAUCUCACUAUAAUGAAAACAGGAGUAAUGGAGACAUGUAAUCACUUAUAAAACUUGUUGCUAGAACAUUAUAUUUCAGAAACUGUUUUGUUUUUUUUACAUCAACAACAACAAAAAAUCCUCUAUGACAGGGAUAUUCAGAAACCCUGCUGAGCGUCUUAGAAUUAUUUACUUUCAGUGUAUCUUAUGUUAAUUUCUAUUUACAGUAUUUCAUGAGUUUGAUUAAAAUUAAGUUAGAUACUUUCACUUUUAAUGGAAGAACAUAAUUAUAAAAUUGUAGAGCAUAUAAACAGACUAUGAUGCACUGUUCUCAGCAACAGAAGUUGUUGGUAUGCAGUUUCAAUACAGUCCUGAAACUAACUUUUCAGGCAUGGCAAAUUGUAGUCUGAGUGCUUAAGUGACAGAUUGUAGCUCAGCAUGUAGCUUUUACAGGCAAAACAGGGCAUUACUUUUGCAUUGGCCUUUUACAGUAGGUCAUAGUAAAAUAACAGCCCAGAUAGGCAUUAAAUCAAUAGACUUAACAUAUUUUUGAUAUUUUCAAAAGUUGAUUCCUUAGUUUUGACUUAAUCACUUUUAGAUUUAGUUCUCUUUCACUAUUGUAAAAAGUCUAUUCCACUUAGUGAAAGUCAUAAAAGAAGUGAGGUGUUUCUGACAUACACUAUUCAAAGUAACAUGUAGGCUGCUGUGACUAAUGCUUUACGAGACAGUACAGUCUUCAGCAUAAAAUUAGUACCCUGUGAUAUAUAUAAAUCUGUUUUUCAUCCAUAAUUACAUGCUUCCUUCUCAAAUAUGGUUUAUUCUGACUUUAUUAUUUGGUCAGUGAAUUGUGUAUUAGCUAGAAAGAUUACUCCGUCAGGAAACACAUGGCAAUAUCUAAAUAAGGUCACUUUUACUCAGGUUGUGCAAGACUUGCUUAUGUAGAGCACAACUUGCCAGAUGGCAAAGAGUGAAUUUUAUUGAGUAAAUAUUAUUUUUCACACAGAAUUGAAGAGUUACCUGCCACUAUGUUCUAUUUUAGUCCUAAUUUUAUUUCACACAUUUUAAAAAAAAGAAGGAAAACUUUCAUCAGUUAACAGUAGCUCAGCAGCACUACCUGUCUACAUAGUUUCUUCCCCUCAAUAUCGCCCAUACAACACAUUGUACUUGAGUAGUUUAAUGUUGUUUAGAGAGAUUUCAAAUCAAAAACUUCAUCGGUGCUAAGCUGAUGAACACUAGAGCUAGCUAAUUCAAAGAAAAGGGAUUCUGACUUGUCCUUAAUAUAUAUGUUUUGCUUAUUAUCAAUAGAGAAUAACUUCCACCAGUUUCUUGGUCACUGUAGAGGUUAUAGGUGUCCCCACCCUGGAGGCAUUCAAGGCCAGGCUGAAUGGGGCUGUGGACAACCUGGUCUACUGGGAGGUGUUCCUGUCUAUAGUAGAAGGGUUGGAAGUAGAUGAUCUUAAAGGUCCCUUCCAACCCAAACCAUUCUAUGAUUCUGUGGUAACAAGGGAUGCUGUCAAAGCCAAAUUAUCUCAAUUAUCACUCUAAGCAGUGAGUGUAUGUACAUGUAUAUGCACAGCUAUAUAUUUAGGCUACAGGUAGACAAAAAUGUGUGGUUAAACUAAGAAUUGUCAACAUGUGAAAAAGGUUGUACUUUUUACAGCAAAAAAAAAAAAAAAA